Ceutorhynchus assimilis (cabbage seed weevil) is the source of this 2283-nucleotide messenger RNA. NCBI's taxonomy places the organism in Eukaryota, Metazoa, Arthropoda, Insecta, Coleoptera, Curculionidae. The record is from the annotation of a GenBank genome assembly.
UUUUAUUUUGGCGCCACUACUAUUGGUCGGCAGAGAUUACUGAGGAUAGCCCAACUUUCGAAAAUUGACUCGUUACUGGCCAACCACAAAAGAGAGGAUGCUUAUGCUCUGUAUCCCUGAACAAAUUUUCAGUAUCUUUCUAUUAUUGUGUUCUUUCAGGAUAGGAUUUGUUUCAGUGGAUUGUAUUUUCAGUGAUGAUACAGUUAUAGUGAAACUAAGAGAAACUUCUUUUUUGUCUCUUAUGUGACAAACGAAUGACUGUGCCAAACCAUAAGUAGACAUGAUUUAUUGUUAAUUGAUAUGUGACAUGGAGUUAGUGAAAAUUUGAAGUGUUUAGGUACUCACAGAAAAAAAAAAGGUAGGCAAUUUCCCAAAAAAUGCUUACCAACAGUAGAUCAGCCCGAGUUCCCAAAUGCGCAAGAUGCAGAAAUCACGGAAUGAUAUCUACUCUCAGGGGCCAUAAAAAGCAAUGCAUAUACAAACACUGCAACUGUACUAAAUGCGGUUUAAUCAAAGAAAGACAACGGAUUAUGGCAGCGCAGGUUGCCCUUAAACGUCAACAAGCAGCCGAAGAUGCUAUAGCGCUUCACCUAGCAUCAGCAGAAAGUGGUACAACAUACGAGUACUUGCCUCCGGGUAGAAUUUAUGGAAUGCAAGUUACUUCACCUGAGGCAGAACCUCUGGAUGGCGACGACCCGCCUCAGUCUGAGAAAUUUUCCUCUCCGUCGGAGAAGUUACCUUCUGACGGUGUUAAAGACGAUGUUAAUGUUAGUCCGGCAUCCGUGGAAAUGUUGAGCAAGUUGUUCCCUAAUAAAAAAAGGACGGUCUUGGAAUUGGUUCUGAAAAGAUGCAACCAUGACCUUCUCAAAGCCAUCGAACACUUCAACCUAACCAAGCACAAAUCCGCAAUGUUAUGCGGCAACGAAUCGGAUUCCAGCAGUACAAAAGAUGAACCAUCGUCGUCGUCGGCAUUCAAACCGGUCUCCAACUUUCCAAAAGGCCCUCAGAAACCUUCCUCCAGUUACGUAGGCAUGCACACAGCUACAGUUCCGAUGAUAUCCAGCGAAGUGUUUAGUUUUUAUCCGUUUUUCCCUUUAUUUCCAAAGCCUGCUGUUUUGCGAAAUCCUGUUUAUGUGCCAACCGGAUUUUGUGAUUGCGAUCAGUGUAAACAUAAUUUGUAUAGUUCGACUGCUGCUGUAGAAAAUAGACCUUAGAAUUUUUAGUGCUUUCUGUGCCAAAGAAUUAUCUAUUAUUUAGAUGCUUGUUUUUUCUAUAAUAACAAUGUAAAUACGUAGAAUAUUAGCAUUUGCAAUCCUACUCACUUAAAUUUGAAAAAAAUCUAAACAGAAAUAAAAUGUUGAAUUAAAGUGGAAACUUCUUAGGGGCAUUCAGCUUUUUUGUGGGUACCUACUGAAUGAAACUGAGCCGUGACGCUUGGUUAUGUAACGCUCAUUCGGGUACAGUCGGCUUAAGUCGACUUCAGCGAGAGAGAGAAACAGUAAUUACAUUUUAUUCAAAGUAAUUUUUGACAAUAAUCUUUCUUUCUUCUUGAGUGUAAUUCAAUUCAGUGGCAUAAUUAUGUUAAUGUGACAGAAAUUGUCGUGUUUUAUACAGACAUCAUCUAAAGUUUUUAGUAAAUAGUUUCAUCACAUUUUUUAUUUACCAUAAAGCUAUUAUUUCAUCUUUAAAGUAUGAUACAGAGGACGAUCAAUCUGGGCAAUACAGAACACAAAAAAAACCUUUACUUCAUAUUAUGAAUCUCGUCUAAUUGAAAGUUUUCACUUCUGUCGUGUAGUCUUAAGCACUAAGCAGUAAGCACACACCAUUUUUUUUCAAGUUGGAUUCACUAAAAACCAAAACUCUAGUGAGUAAAGUAUGUCAAAAUAUUAUAUUAGUGCUCGUUAAAUAUUGUGCAAUCUUUUGUUAUUUUUUUGUAUAAUUAUAUAUUAAGGUAAACUUGAAUUCUAAGGCUUGAACCAAUUUAGUUUUUGUCACUUUUGCCUUAAAGAAUUUGAUUAAAUCCCAAUUAGUAAAAGUGAUUAAUGUGCGCUGGUAGAUUAAAUAGAAUAUUAGGGAUAUAAAUAGAAUUAGCCGUAGUAAUACUUGAUUAGAUUUACAACUGAAAUUGGAUCAAAAUGUGCCAAAGACCUAGCCAAAUAAAAAAUAUUAGGUACCUACUAUUCUUUUCAAAAGAAAAAAUGUUUUUUAUUUUUCUUGCAAACUGCGUCCAUAUGCAAUCCGUUCUGUUGCUUUUUGGAGUAGGUAUAGUUCACAAAUCUCGAC